Molecule: messenger RNA, 1478 nt
Organism: Serpula lacrymans var. lacrymans S7.9
Lineage: Eukaryota; Fungi; Basidiomycota; Agaricomycetes; Boletales; Serpulaceae
Exons: 3
Coding region: 139-1164 (341 amino acids)
Source: RefSeq, a predicted model, not a curated record
GUAGUACACGAGCUUGUUAGAAGUUUGAUUUGAUAGACUGUCAUAUCAUAGCAUUGCCAGCGCCAUUGAAGACGGUCAGACCCUCUGGAACUUGAAACACCCUCAGCCCUUACAGCCCUCACCAGCUACAGAUUAAAGAUGGGUUCAGGUCGUUUUUCUCUUAUUCUCCAUAACAUCUACUCGACUCUUUUUCGACCACCAAUGUCUCGUCCAAAAGACAUCGUAGGCCUAUUCCAGCCCGGACUUUUUGGGCCAGUGGGACCUGAGUCAUGGGGAUCCAUUCUUCUCCUGGUCGACGAAACUUCACGAUGCUACAUCGACCGUAUUGUGUUCUGUAAAUGCAAAAAAGACAAGAAACAUGAGUUCUUGUUGAUUCACGUUCGUCGUCACACCAUCACAGGCGCUCAAAAAGCGUUUAUAGUCGUCGACCGCGCACCUCGCGCACCGGAAGGCAACAAUGCAUCUGUUCAGUCACCACCUGCCUCGGGCAUUGCAUCUCCUUCGGUUUCUGAUACUACUGCCGAUGACCGCGUAUCUACCUGUAUGGAGAAUGAUAAAGAAUUUGGAAAUCUCACUGCAAAGUAUAAACCAUACGCGACACUUUGCGAACUCGACUUUCUUCCCUCCGUUGAAAAUCAUUUACCACCUUCCGUUCGGCAACUAUCCGUCCUUUUGACAGUUGUCAACCAUCACGCUCCCCUCUACAAUCUUUAUGAGCACCAGUGCUACUGGUUUGCCAAUACUGUGUUCGACAUGUUGAAGAAACUAUUUCCAAAUGCAGAGGAGAAGUGUACUUCACACGACAUACGCGGCAACUAUCACGGGUUGAAAUUCGACCAUCGUAACAGUAUAGAGACGAUAACUGAAGAAUAUGACAGGUCAUGGAUCGAGGCGUGUAACAGGGUGAGGGAGGAACGGAUAAAACAAGAAGAAACUCGACGUAAACAUGUUGAAGAUGGGAUGAAGAUAGGUGAAGAACGCGGGAUAAAGAUAGGUGAAGAACACGGUCGUGCGGAACGAGAGCAACUCAAGGCUGAAAUGGAACAACAGAAGGCUGAAAGUGCCCGACGCGAGGCUGAAAAACAGGCUGAAUUGGACCAACUCAAAGCGAGAAUGCAUGAAGACGAAAACCGUCAGUCUGACAACGCGGCAGUCGCAGCCUGAAGAAGAGAUGGAAAGUUUGUUCUCCUAGCCAGGACGACAGCAAAGCUGUCAAACAUGCAAUAUCUUUCCUAUUAUCUAUUUUCACGGAGCAGAGCGUCUAUUACUCGUCAUCCAUGUCUAUGUAUAUUCUAGUACACUGUUUCAGGGGUAAGUACCAUGCCGGGCGUCUACUGUAGUUAUUUCAUCGUGACGGUUCGGCGGUUCCAAAGCGGAUAGUUUGGUGCGAUAGUGCCACUGUACUCAGACUCUCAUGCUGCUAUGUUGUAACGAUCCCCAGAUAGUUGCCAAAUGAUUAUGGAGAAUGUCGCUGCGAA